GGGAGGUUGAGCAGUUUUUUGUUGUUGUUUUCACAGCAGUCUCUCAAGUCCUGAGUGUGGUUCUAGAGAGAUGUGAUGGCAUGAUGGGUACCCAAGUCUGUGAGCCUCCAUUGGGUGUUUGCCCUUGGGCCAGUGGCACAGCCUCCCCUGCCUCUGAGCCUCCUAGCUUGGUGACUGUUUGGAUACCUUCUCCAUGUAUAUAGUGUGAGAUUCCAAAGGGCAGAGAGACUGCAGGUUAGCUCCUGAGCACCACAGGGCUCGUCAUUCUUUUCUCUGCUGGUGCGUGGUCAGGCAAGGUUGUGAGGGGGCAAAUGGGACACAAGUGUGGGAGGAGGUCCCUGCCAGAUAUGCCUGAGUCUCCAGAAUGUGGUUGGUCAGGCUCCUGCUCCUUCUCCUUGGUGACUUGACUCAGGCAUUCCUUCCUGGGAUGCCCACAUUCUUGCCAUUCUCUGCCCACUUUCCAAGGGCUUUUGGAGGUUAGCAUUCAAGGCCAAUGGGUUCAAUGGGUCAGGAACCAGCCCUUGUUGUUCCUUUUGUGGGCAGUAGCCCUCAUUCCACCCUUCCCAGCCUCCCUCCCUCUUUCACAAGCAUCCAGGCUACGAGGAAUGACAGGACCAGAUGGCAACAGCAUCCAGAGUGAAUGAGAGGAGGGCAGAUCCUUCAUUAGGCAGGCAUGCUUUGAGAAAACCAAUCGUUUUCCCAAAGAAAACAUCCCUACUUCUUACAGUCAGUGAGCUGUUGGGACAGUGAUGGGAAAGUGGCUCCCCAAAAGAAUCAAGCCUGAUUCCCACCCCCCACCAACAGAAUCAAGGCUUCAUGGGCACCCUGGCAGGGGUGCUGUGUCUAUAUGGGGCCACUUCCCCCAGUCCAUCUUCCCAACACUUACAUUUGGUUAGAACUGGGGCUAGGCUUUGUGAACCCUAUACUGUGAGGGAGCAGGGACUCCUCGGGGAACCAUGGAGUCCAGCUAGGUUGGGACGCCUGGGAAUGUUCUUGCUCUGCUCAGGACAGCCAGGAUUGGCUCUGAAUCAUAUGGGGUGUGCCUAGCCUUCCUUGAGGCCAUGUCCUCUCUGUGUGCCCCUAGCCCCCUCCCCUGCCUGAACCCCUGGUUAUUCUGGGAGCUUUUAGCUACCACUUAGUCAGCCACUAAUGCGUCAGGCCGGGGAGUGAGGGGGGAGACACGGUGCCAGACGGUGCUCCUUUUAGACACACGGGAUGGAAAGGAAGCAGGGGGAGCCAGGAGGUGGGAGGUGGGGGAUGCCAGAGGAUGGGAGACAUUCCCACUCCUGGCCCUGCUCCUUGGUAGCAGGCAGUAAGGGAGGCUGAUGGGUAGUGGGUCAGUGUGUCCUUGGCUUAGCUGGGCCUAGCUGGGCCUCCCUUGCCCCACCACUGAGACCUAACCUGGAUUUUUCUUUCAUUAGUUCUCUAUCAGGUGGCAGCGGGUGGCCUCUGUCCUCUGUACCUACCACACAGUCAGCUUCCCCAUCUUGGUUCUCACUGUUUCCUCUGCGUGCGUAUCCCUUCCCAAUUCCUGGCCAGUCUAGUUUUUAUCUGUCUUUCCAUAUCUUUGGAUUCAUAAGACAGCAAAAAGAAAGUGUUUAAGGAUGUAAACACUGAGCCUAGCCCUUUUAAAGGUAGACUCCAUCUUGCUCAGCCCUUGACUAGACAGGGCCUUGAAUCUGUCCCUGCCCCUGGCCCAGCUUUCUCUGAGGUGAUCCUGGCCACGAGGACAUACUGCUGCCUUCACUUCCAGGCAGCCCUCCUGCCCAUAGCCCCCAGCCCCCGCUCCUGCUGACCUGAACAAAGCUUUCUUUCAUGUAUUCAUGGAGCUGCUGCUCUGACACUUCCUGGGUACAAUCAGGCCCUUUGAGGGCCUCGGGCAGUGCCGGAGCCCGGGCUGGGGCCGGGUGGAGAAUGGGCCAAGGUCUUGUCCUAGGGCUGAGCUGGUGCCAUCCUCUUCCUCCCCCAGUCCAUAACACAUCGCCAGGCACAGAUCUGGGGGGCGGGUCGGGAACUGGAGAGUCAUGGGCGGGCUGGUGAGAGUUGUGGGAGAGUUUAGGAGCUCCUGUUUGUUCUGCAUAAUGGGGCCAGUAGUCCCUGUCUUCCCCCACACUGACCUUGCCAGGGUUUGAGUGGAACAGGCUUGCAGAUUAGCGGAGUGCUACAUCUACUAGGCUGCUGACACUCUCCUCUGCCUUUAGUAGCGUCAGUGUCUUUUGGGAGCAGCCCUGAGCUCACUCCUGGGACCAUGUGCUUAGUGGACUUUGUGGUGUGGGUGCUUCAUAUCUACACUUCUGAGAAGAGCCAGGCACCCACCCCCCUUGGACUUUGUCCUUGAUGCCUCCACACUCAGGCCUGAAUCUUUUUCAGUACUGCGCUUCGACAGCCCUGCUACCUCCAAGACAAAGGCUCCAUCCAUGGUCUCUUUUGGUGCCUUUUUCUGCUUGAGUUGACUUGUACAUUAGCCUUGCCUGCCUUUCUCGGAGGCCUGAGAGUGUGACCUUGAUCUGGGUGCUUAGAGCUAAGGAAACUGGUGGAAGUGGCUAACAUGGCCUGUGAGUGUUUCUUUUCCUUGGCUUUGGGGCUGUGGGUUUCAGUAGCCCAACAUCCCCAGGUGCAGACAUGGACCUUUCCCCUGCCUCCUAGACUGGAUGUUCAGGAAGUAGAAGGGAAGGUGUGCUGCCUGGGGCCUGCUGCUCAGGUUGCUGCUUAGGCUAUGGGUGAAAGGAGAGCGGAGAGUCAGAGAGACCAAGUGUCUGACAGCUGCUGACCCCAACUUUACAGUUUUAUCCCAGCUGGAAGAAAGCUUGAGGACAGUGCCCAGCCACCAUUAAGCACCUCUGUCCAGACAGCAUCACAGAGCUGGACUCGCAGCCCCUGCCCUGCACAUCUGGAGCUGAUAAGAGGCAGCUUUGGGGUCUAGGGCAUAAGAGUUAGGGUGUCUGACCCCACCCCCACCUCAUUCCUGCCCACAUUGCUGUAUCAGGCUGUUUGUGUCGUGCCCCAGGAGAGCCAGGCCAGUCAGGGCAGCGGACUCAGCACUUCACUCUGUAGCCAGCCUGGCUCACAUCUCCAGGAAUGUUCUUGAGAACUGAUACUGUCUGGAUGAACCAAUCUGCCCUGCUUGCUGGUGUGACCUUGGGCCAGGCUUGUCCCCCAGGGGCCCUCUGCUUCCUCCUCUAAACAGUGAGCAAGGGCAGAGCAGAGAGGCAGAAUUUGAAUCCCUUGGCUGUGGAGAAGUGUGCAUUCAGGAAAGGGAGUGAAGGAAAGGGUGCAAUGCUGUAUGCUCUUGCCAUUCCUUGCCCCGGAUGGAUUCGGGAUCAGUAGGAAUGACUUAAGUGGCAGCAAGGAGGAUUUAGAACAGACUUUUAGGGCAGGUUUGUUUUUUCUUGGACUGGGUCAUGUCCUGUUUGGGUGAUACUGCCAAAUUAUCUGUCCCAAAGUUUGCAGCAGCUGACAAAACAGUGGUUAGACCAGAUUCCGGGGUGAGGCCCAGGCUAAUCAGAGGUGAGGGGACCGAGGCUAUGGUUGAGUGCCCAGGGCAUAGCCAUAGGCCAUCCCAUCCCUGUAAUUUAGUCCUGCAAUCAGGACAACCUCAACAAUGACCCUAGAGAUAGACAGCUUCUCUCUGGAGGUGGUGGCUGCAGACAGUUUCUUUUUUGGGUAACACUGCCCUGGUCAGCCCUUCUGCUGAAAGACAUAGUCUGUGUUUUUUGGAGGUCCCCUAUCCCAGAGUUGCUGGAACAGAGAGCUGAUUCUGAGCCCCAGAAGGAGCUGGCAUCUGGGUGGAUGAAACCAGGCUAGAGGUUAUCUUGGGAGACAGAGAGGAGUGUUGGUUUAGGGCCUGCUAGGCACCUGCUUUCAUGUGUUCUUGGGCUGUCUGUUCUUGACCUGUUUUCCCAACUGUAUAAUGGGAAGGAAUGGAUGUUAGAUGAAAUGGUGUCCACUAAGGGCCUGGGGUAAAGCAGGAGAGGUUGAAGACAACUUCUCAGAGGAAGAUUGGAGUUGUUAAUAAAAUGGUUGCCUGGGAACUCAAACUCUUAACUGGAGCUUAGAGGCCCUGCUGUACACUUCUGGUGAGACUGAGUGAGAUGGACCAGACUGUAGAUCCCCUCACAGUACAGAGCUGAUGGUCCUUCCCACACCUGCCCAACCCUUCAGGAAUAUGUGUAUGUUUGGGUCUGUUCUCCCUGGAAUCCCUAAAAUGCUCCUUGCUCUGAGAAAACACACAUUGUGGGGUGACCAUGGCUUUGGGUGUGGGCGGGUGGUUUCUGGAGCCCACCAGGGCAUUUUUUUACUUCUCAGGCUCACCUAAACCAGACCUUGUCUCUGAGCAUUGGUGCCCUGCACUUGGAGCAUUAGUUAGCCAGCAGGGUCUGUAUGCCCCUGGAAGCUCAAGGGUCCUUUUGUUCAGGGUGUUUUUCUCCUUCAUGCUGCACAGGGCAGGACCAUGUGGACUUUGGCCAGCCUGAGCCACACACCGUGCUUUUCCAUGAGCCGGGCAGCGUCUCUGUGUGGGUGGGUGGACGUGGCAAGGUCUACCUCUUCAACUUCCCUGAGGGCAAGAACGCCUCCAUGCGCACGGUGAACAUUGGCUCCACAAAGGGGUCCUGCCAGAACAAACAGGACUGUGAGAACUAUAUCACUCUUCUAGAGAGGAGGGGUAAUAGGCUGCUGGUCUGUGGCACCAAUGCCCGGAAGCCCAGCUGCUGGAACUUGGUGAAUGACAGUGUGGUAGUGUCACUUGGUGAGAUGAAAGGCUAUGCCCCCUUCAGCCCGGAUGAGAACUCCCUGGUUCUGUUUGAAGGGGAUGAAGUGUACUCUACCAUCCGGAAGCAGGAAUACAACGGGAAGAUCCCUCGGUUCCGCCGCAUCCGGGGCGAGAGCGAGCUGUAUACAAGUGAUACUGUCAUGCAGAACCCACAGUUCAUCAAGGCCACCAUUGUACACCAAGACCAAGCCUAUGAUGAUAAGAUCUACUACUUCUUCCGGGAAGACAAUCCUGACAAGAACCCAGAGGCCCCUCUCAAUGUUUCCCGAGUGGCCCAGUUGUGCAGGGGGGACCAGGGUGGUGAGAGUUCAUUGUCUGUCUCCAAGUGGAACACCUUCCUGAAAGCCAUGCUGGUGUGCAGUGACGCAGCCACCAACAGGAACUUCAAUCGGCUACAGGAUGUCUUCCUGCUCCCUGACCCCAGUGGUCAGUGGAGAGACACCAGGGUCUAUGGUGUCUUCUCCAACCCCUGGAACUACUCAGCUGUUUGUGUAUAUUCACUUGGUGACAUUGACAGAGUCUUCCGUACCUCUUCACUCAAGGGCUACCACAUGGGCCUUCCCAACCCUCGACCUGGCAUGUGCCUCCCAAAAAAGCAACCCAUACCCACAGAAACCUUCCAGGUAGCUGAUAGUCACCCAGAGGUAUCACAGAGGGUGGAGCCCAUGGGGCCACUGAAGACACCAUUGUUCCACUCUAAGUACCAUUACCAGAAAGUGGUCGUCCAUCGCAUGCAAGCCAGCAAUGGAGAGACCUUUCAUGUCCUUUACCUAACAACAGACAGGGGCACCAUUCAUAAGGUGGUGGAAUCAGGAGACCAGGAACACAGCUUUGUCUUCAACAUCAUGGAGAUCCAGCCCUUCCACCGUGCAGCUGCCAUCCAGGCCAUAUCAUUGGAUGCUGACCGGCGGAAGCUAUAUGUGAGCUCCCAGUGGGAAGUGAGCCAGGUACCCCUGGAUAUGUGUGAGGUCUACAGCGGGGGCUGCCAUGGCUGCCUCAUGUCCCGAGAUCCCUACUGCGGCUGGGACCAGGACCACUGCGUGUCUAUCUACAGUUCCCAACGGUCAGUGCUGCAGUCUAUUAACCCAGCUGAGCCACACAAAGAAUGUCCCAACCCUAAACCAGAUGAUGCUCCACUGCAGAAAGUUUCCCUGGCCCGAAACUCUCGAUACUACCUUACCUGCCCCAUGGAGUCCCGCCAUGCCACCUACUUAUGGCGCCACGAGGAGAAUGUGGAACAGAGCUGUGAGCCAGGACACCAAAGCCCUAGCUGCAUCCUUUUCAUUGAGAACCUCACAGCUCGUCAGUAUGGUCACUACCGCUGCGAGGCCCAAGAGGGCUCCUACCUCCGUGAGGCCCAGCACUGGGAGCUGUUGCCUGAGGACAGAGCCCUUGCCGAACAGCUAAUGGGUCGUGCUAGAGCCAUGGCGGCCUCCUUCUGGUUGGGAAUCCUGCCCACACUCAUACUUGGUCUGCUGGUUCACUAGGGCUUCUAGGAGCUUGGUGUACCCCAGGCUUCUGUAGCCCAGGAGUACUAGAAAAAUGUCACACUCACAGCCGGCCGGCCCGGGAGCUCCUUGUCCACUGAUUCUUCCAGGGGUACUAAAUAAUCCAGUGGGGGACAAAGGGCCUGGAGAUGUCCAGCCGCAGGCGGCUGCUGGGGCCCAGAUGGGGUAGGGACAGUGAGGGACUGCAAAAUGAAGGCACCGACUGUGAAGCUGGGCCAUCAGUGACCCAAGACUUUAUCUUCUCCAGAAUAUUUUUCAAAAUCUCCUCACACUUGACUUCAGGCAGUGAUGCAUCUGGCCUGAGAGCCCAACAGCCUGGCAGUGGGCUUUGGGAAGGAAGCUGGGACCCUAUUUCUGGACCUUGGGGCUGAAGGCCCGAGUCCUUUGGGACCACUGUGCCCACCUGCUUCCUUCCCUGCCCCACUGCUGGGUAGCCUGUGUUCCUGCAGACCCAGGCUGCUCCUCUGCACCUCCCUCACAGCCUGGGUCCCACCGGACAGCGCCUUGCAUGUUUAUUGAAGGAUGUUUGCUUUCCGGACGGAAGGACGGAAAAAGCUCUAUUUUUAUGUUAGGCUUAUUUCAUGUAUAGCUACUUCUGACUGCAUCUGUAUGAAAUU
This is a messenger RNA of Cricetulus griseus (Chinese hamster), 6896 nucleotides long. Lineage: Eukaryota; Metazoa; Chordata; Mammalia; Rodentia; Cricetidae. The record is from RefSeq and is a predicted model, not a curated record.